Molecule: messenger RNA, 2739 nt
Organism: Cryptococcus amylolentus CBS 6039
Lineage: Eukaryota; Fungi; Basidiomycota; Tremellomycetes; Tremellales; Cryptococcaceae
Exons: 4
Coding region: 1-2739 (912 amino acids)
Source: RefSeq, a predicted model, not a curated record
AUGUCUGAACCAACUCCCCUCCAAGAUGUACUCGCGGGAGAGUCCAUUUGUCUGGCGCAGGGACAAUUCUCAGCGCUCGUAGUGAACCUCAUCCAUGGCAUGAUCCAAGAACUGGGCGCAACCGUAUCCACCGAUAAAAAGUCAUCCACCAUCCUCCUCACCAACCCCUCCCACCAAUCCUUCCGCGAUUCCCCACACCUGUUCCAACCCAACGCCCACUCCGAGCCCAAGAUAUACCCAUACCACUGGCUCGCUUGGUGCAAAGACCAGAGACGGCACACAACGUUGACAGAUCUGAGACCAGAGAAACCGCUGUUCAUAUACCCUGCGAGGUCGGAGGAUUGGCGCCCUCUGAGGGCCUAUGUGUCGCUCAAUCUGUUAAGAAAUAACGGAGAGGAAGAUGGACGCGCAGCCAGACAUAACUGUUCACGCGACUUGCUCCUCCAUGGCGCACUCAUUGUCUCAAAACGAGCGGACGCCGACAUUCUCGUUAUCGAGAAAAGCACCGAGUUUUACAAGGUCGCCAAAGCGGAGAAUAAGAAGGCUGGGAGAAGCUGGCAGAGAUUUGUGGAGAGGAGCUGGGUGAAUGGAUGUCUUCGUACGGGCAAGAUGGGGUGGCGGCGUGCAAAGCAUGAUCAGAAGGAAGAUAGUGGGGAGGAGAGUUUUGGGGAUGAGCCUCUCGUGCAGAGAGGGCCCGGGAGACCUGUGGGGGCAGCAAGGGUAGAUUACACGCCCGAUGACGAUGACUUCUUGUGUCGCUGGCUGGCGGCACACUUUGGCAGUUCAGGGUCUUUGUCGAGUCGCAAGACAUAUGAAAUGCUCGCCGCAGACAGUGCGCGAUACCCGACUGCUGCCCGCCAUCCACCGCAAUCCUGGCACGAGCGUUUCCGCAAGAAGGGCCACAUUCUCAAAGAACGUGUGCAUCGAUACGCUCGUGAAGGCGUCGAUAAAUCGCUCAAGACUAAGGCAGAGCGGCGGGUCUCAAAGGUGCAAGAACCGAGCGAUGAAGAAGAUCAGCUCGAUUCAAGUGAUGGAGAAGUCGCUCCAGAGGCGGGGCCGUCUGUUGUGGUAGGAAAAGGAAACGGCAAGCGUCUACAGGAAGAUUCGCCAGCGAGAGAGACACCGGUCAAGAAGAAGAAGCGGCAGAUUGCUCUUUCGGAUGACGAGGAUAAUACAGGGUCUCCAACCAAGUCUCGAACUCCUUCAAAAAUCCCUACCCCGGGUCGUUCCGAAAAUCAAGCUACAACGAGUCAAGCGACGCCGAGUCAAUCUGCAGUGGUACCUCCCUUGCGCGAUGAAGCACCCCGUGCUGCGUCCUCAAGUCCAAUCCGUCCUUCCCAAUCUAUUCCCGAGCGCCAGCCUGCGGAAGAGCUCGUUCCCGCUUCUAUCGAUGACAGCAAUUCUCCUCUCGUCCCUUCUUCGCAGGCUUCUGACGAGAAUGCGGCCACAAACGACGGGGCGGGCCAACGGACCGGACGUUCGUCCAUCGCCGCUGCUUCCCAGGCCGACAAUGUCCCGAAGGAACCGCUUUUCUUCAGCCCAGAUGCCUCACCCGCUGAAAAUCAAGCCUAUGACCGGCAAUCUCGCAGGUCGCCCUCAAGCUCCCCUGAUAUCGACCUACCCCAGAGAAGUCCUUACACUUCGCCAGGUCGACAUACUGGUAGAGCAGAGCAGCGAGAGGAAGAAAGCAUCGACUUUGUGGGAGUCGAGCCUGGGAUAUUUGAAAGUUUUCCGACCGCCGAGAAAGUCAUGGCCGCCGAGCCCUCUCGUCCUGCCGAAGAUGAAACUACUUCUCCCCGGGUAGCAGUGUCCAGGCGGUCUCGAUUCUCUGAAGCCAGCACUGCACCGGGUGACGACGAAGACGUCGAGAAUCUCACGGGGUUGGCUGAACAAAGCCCAACGGUCUCAUCUCAACGCCUGGAGGUGACGAAUACUAUCGUAGCACAAGAAGUGCGCAUUGUCGAGACAGGGCCGUCUCAGUCCGUUCCGAGACAAGCUCUACCGUCCCCGCCCACCAAUAUUCGUCCUGCCUCCGAGCUCAUCCGUACCAGGGCCACACGCCUUUCCCCUCUCAACCCCAGUGUCAACCUUCCAACUACUCCUCGCAAUGGUCCAUCUGUUGACGGGCCAGGGUCUCGAAGUAUCCCGAAAGGAACAGACUCCAACAUUCCCAAGGCUUCGCCCUUACCUGCGGCCAUCGCCAAUGCCCGGAAAAAGAGUCGCGGGCCAAGACGGUCUUUGCUGCAAGAACAGAUUGCGGGGAGUGCGAUCAAGAGGAGAAGGACGUUGGAUCGGUUGUCGGGGGUGUUUACACCAGGAAGUGGUAGGAAAAGUGCGGGGGCCAGAAGUGGUGGCCAUGAGACGAGUACGGAAGAGGAUGGCGAGUUGGAAAUGGUGGAUGCGGGUGGUAGCAAUACCUACGAGUAUGUCCGUGGACCACCCAUAUCCACCCUGUCCACCCCGCCUGGCCCUCCAGCCGAACCUCCCGUCCCGCCCAGACCCCGUCAUGUCCCUGCAAACGAGGCCGAGAGGGCAGAAAUGUUCCAGAAAGGUCAAUCGGUGAUGGAAAAGGUCAAGGCCAGGUAUAAGGAGAAGGUUGAGGCGCUUGCGAAGAGGUACGGUGUGGAUAAGCAGGAGAUAACGGUCCUUCUGACGAAGCUGGGGAAAACGGGAUCCAGGGGUGAGCAGUACUGGGCGGAUGUCGAGAGUCAACUCGAUCGGAUCAUCGCGAAGGUCUAA